Amphibalanus amphitrite is the source of this 1151-nucleotide messenger RNA. Its product is annotated as very-long-chain (3R)-3-hydroxyacyl-CoA dehydratase hpo-8-like. NCBI's taxonomy places the organism in Eukaryota, Metazoa, Arthropoda, Thecostraca, Balanomorpha, Balanidae. Gene Ontology annotation, cellular component: endoplasmic reticulum membrane. Bases 264 to 917 code for a protein of 217 amino acids. The record is from RefSeq and is a predicted model, not a curated record. Gene Ontology annotation, molecular function: 3-hydroxyacyl-CoA dehydratase activity; phosphatase activity. The transcript is spliced from 6 exons. Gene Ontology annotation, biological process: fatty acid elongation; dephosphorylation; very long-chain fatty acid biosynthetic process.
AAACAGACGGUCAGCCGGUGUUGGAGGCCGAUGGGGCUUGGGGAAUGGUAUUGGCCCUCGGUGCUUCCAACAAAAAGUCGGAUUAUUGUUGACAGCCAGUCUGACCGGUUUUUCUAGUACUUAGGACGAUCUCUCUCAGGACGACGCGUGAAGGGUUGAAAGCCUGUUAGUUGCUCUUCCAUCGUUGUACGAAGCCGGCUGCUCUGCUUGAAGUCUGAAGAUUCAACUAAUCGUUCUCAGUUUGCGGUUGUUGGAUAUUAAAGAUGAUUGGGGCACUUUAUCUCAACCUCUAUAAUACUUUCCAGCUUUCUGGGUGGGCAUAUUUAUGUUUCCUGACCUGGUCACACCUGGGAGAAAAGCAAUCCAUGGAUGGUUUGUGGGAAAGGACUGAGCUGCCAUUGAAGAUUUUCCAGACUGCAAUGGUUAUUGAGGUUGUGCACUGUCUGGUGGGUCUGGUCCGCUCCAGCCCCGUCACCACGGCCAUGCAGAUCGUCUCGCGCGUGUUCAUCGUUUGGCUCAUCCUGGAGCAGGUGCCCGACACACGGACGGCGCCAGGUCUGCUGCUCUGCCUGACCGCCUGGCCGUUCGCCGAGAUGGUCCGCUACCUUUACUACCUGGCCAACGCGCUCGGAUGGGUGCCCUACCUCCUCACCUGGGCCAGGUACAGCUUCUUCCUGGUACUGUACCCGCUGGGUGUGGCCGGCGAGACGCUCAGCUGCUACGCGGCGCUGCCCUACUGCAAGGAGAAGCGGCCGCUCGACGUGAGCAUGCCGAACGCCUUCAACUUUACCUUCAACACUUACUACGUGCUGAUCGGUAUCAUGCUGCUCUAUAUCCCCGGUCUGCCCGUCAUGUACCAGUACAUGCUGAGCCAGCGGCGGAAGGUGCUGGGCGGUGCCAAGACCAAGAGUCAGUAGUGGAGCUCGGAAACGACAACCGUCCCAGCCCGGCGACUUUUUGCGGGGAUGGUCUACAGAUUGCGUCUGUGGAGCACGGUGCGCCUGACAUUCCAGUGGCGUAUUUGUGAGCUUGGUCGAGGGUGAUGCUCAAUGGGUGAUUUCAGUGUGUACUGAAAUGAAAUGAAAUGGAUUUUGAAAGGAUUGAAUGGAUGGGCAAUAUACAACCGCGGUGUCAGUGGUGGUGACGUAACA